AGACGUUCGGAAAUUCAGUGAAAACUGAUUUCCGGUUUAAAGUUAAAAAUCAAAAUAUCAUUACAAUGUCGUCAAGUGGGAGUGAAGGACACAUAGAUUCUAUAUCUGACAGUCUCCCUGAACACAUUACGGCAGGCCAGAUGAAUGUCAUAUAUUUCAAGACUCAGCUAAAUGAACUUUGGCGGGACAAUGUAUUCACCGAUAUUACAUUAGAAGUUGAAGGGAAACAAUUCAAUUGCCAUAAGAUAAUCCUGGCUGCUAACUCUCCUUACUUCAAUUCAUUGUUGACAAAUGGCAUGGCUGAAACUACAAAGAAAACCAUUGAGCUGAAAGACGUCUCAAGUGUUGCAAUGGAACACAUUUUGCGUUUCAUUUAUUAUGACUUCAAGGAUAACAGUGACAUAGGUAUAAGGUCCACUAACCUUAGCGCCAAGCAGGCACUUGAAACUCUAAAAGCUGUUGAUAUGUUCCAGAUUGAAAAUGGAAUGAAGGACAUUUUGGCUGAUUACCUCAGGUUGAACAUAGCAGAUGACAAUUGCCUUGAAAUAGUCCAGACAGCUGAAUUUAUAGGGCAACCUAAGCUAGCUGAAACAGCAAAUGAACAUGCGUUGCUCAAUUUUGACAAUGUAUGGAAAACGGAUGGAUUACUUGAACUUGGAAAAAACAGUCUUGUCAGUUACCUUGGAGAUGACAGGCUAGUUGUCACUGAGGAAGAAAAUAUUUUCUAUGCUGUAGAUCGCUGGAUGUCCAAGACUAAAGAGCGAGAAGUGCAUGCCUUGGAGCUUUUUGAAUGUGUCAGGUUUUGUUUCAUAAAGUCCAAAGUUUUAAGCGAUGAAAUCUAUACACAUGCAUUGACCAAUCAGUUCCCGUGUCUGAAUAACUAUAUUAUAGGUGCAUUUCGUCAUCAAACCACACCGUGUUACCAGCAUGAAGAACACUAUUACAGAUGCAAACCAAGGAACUGUGAGACAUCAAUUUGUGCUUCAACUAUUUUUGGUGGUGAUGACAUUUCUAUCAGCGUUAUCAGAGAAACCUUAUCCAAAGUGCAAACUUUUGAAAUGACAUGUUGUGCAUAUUUACAGUCCCUAGGGAGCUACUUGCUUCAAGACAGAGUCUGUUUGGUCGGACAAAACAUUUACAAAUACCUAAGAGGUGGGGAACUGUACCGGAACACAUAUAAGCAAGAUGACAGCAACUUUAAAAGCAAAGGCUGGAAGAAGUGUAGAGCUUCAAAUAGUAGAUCUGGGUAUUUGAAAUCAUUCACUUUAACAUUAUGUGGUGAUUACAUAUAUUUGAUUGGAGGUGAGGCGGCAAAUGUCACUGUCAGUUCUCAGAUUGACAUGUAUGAUUGGAGAAAAGAUGUCUGGCAAGCACCCCAAGGAGCUAUUACCACUUUGAUUCAUCCAGUGUUUGGACAUUUGACAGUUGCUCUGAAAGGGUCCCUGUACAUAAUUGGUGGCCUUACUGUGGAUGGAAGUAAUAGCCAAUUUCUCCAAAUAUAUAACACCAGAGAAGGCAAAAUAUCAAUGGGGCCGAAGUUACCCACUUCUUCACUCAACGCAGAUGCAGACAACAUUGCAUAUUACGGUAUUCGUGGAGCGUGUUGCAAUGAGGAAAUUUACUGCUUUUGGGGCAAAACUAUUUCAAAAUAUAGUCCACAAACAAGCCAGUGGACUGAUUUACACGACAUAGUAUUUCUGGUUCUCACAGCUCCAACCUUGCUGGUGCGAAGCAGCAAAAUAUUGGCAUUUGGAGGUUUUACAGCCCCCAAUGUAUGUAAUAAGAAGGUGUUUGAAUUUGACCCUGUGUCUGGUACAACCAAGGUGUUGACGUCAUUCGAAUAUUCUCUCCUCUUUGGUGAUCUCCCCAGACUUGUUAAGGAUGAACAUCUUAUUUGGUUGUAAAGAACUUUUCAUCGCAUGUUCACAAUAUGUAGUGACUAUGACUAUGUUCAUACUUGUAUUUUUGUAUGCAAACUGUUCACUGGAGCAAAUCAUCUAAGGAAUUAGAGGGGAUCGUUUCUUUAUCAUUCUGAAUUCUAUAUAACUAAAAAAAUGAUUGAGACAUCCAAUCGUAUAGAAGAAGUUAUAAAUUAUAUAUCUGUAUAAGAUUCAGAAAAGCAAGGGAGUAAAAUAAGAGGGGAGACACUAGUAGCUAAAUAAAUGUCACCUAAUCUUAAUGUAAUUCUAGAAUAGUACAUUACAUUACACACACUAUAUUUGACAAUCAUUUUUACUAUUUCUGCAUUUGCUGUAUGAUGAUUUGUUCUAAUAAAUCAUGUAUACCU
Messenger RNA from Owenia fusiformis, 2287 nucleotides. NCBI's taxonomy places the organism in Eukaryota, Metazoa, Annelida, Polychaeta, Sabellida, Oweniidae. The record is from the annotation of a GenBank genome assembly.